Molecule: messenger RNA, 870 nt
Organism: Aspergillus ruber CBS 135680
Lineage: Eukaryota; Fungi; Ascomycota; Eurotiomycetes; Eurotiales; Aspergillaceae
Product: polyamine acetyltransferase
Exons: 3
Coding region: 1-870 (289 amino acids)
Cellular component (GO): cytoplasm
Molecular function (GO): aralkylamine N-acetyltransferase activity
Source: RefSeq, a predicted model, not a curated record
AUGGCAGACCACACAGACAGACCAGCAGAGCCCAUUUCCGAGGUCGAACCCACCGAUUUCAAGCCUAUGUCGAAUGUGGAGGAAUUUUCAUUGCCGAUGACCGCGGAUGAUAUCGCUCGAAUGGAUCCGCGUCUCGGAGCCGCCAUGGCCUCGGGCCUACCUCUCGAAGACGUUGAUGACGAUGAUGAGGAAGAUAUGGAUGAGGGCUACGUUGCUGUCGACCAUGAUGAUACCAGUGAUUUCUCCUAUUGGUUCCGCCGUCCACCAGUGCACCAGCGCACCCAGUUGGAUGAAUUGCACCCGUUCGUUCAGGUCCUCUCCGUAUCCAAUGUCGAUGAUUGUGUCCAAGUGGAGAAUUCCCUUCCGGAACCUGAGCGCUGCUCUCGCGAAAAAUUCCUAUACCGUCUUAACAAGUGCCCCGAACUCUCCUUAGGUCUCUUCACUCUCCCUGUUAUCCCAGAGGGAGAACCGAAACCUCGCGCGACAUUGGUGGGACAUGUUGUCGCCACUCGGUCCUCGGCUCCUCGUGUGACAGACCACUCCAUGCAGAUGCCCAUCAACUGGAGGAACGAGCGGUUGACCGUUGAGAAUGGAGAGACAGUUGGUCAUGAUGAAUACAGCAACACCAUUGCUGUGCACUCGCUUGCGGUGCUUCCAGAGCACCAAAACAAGCAAGUCGGUACCACUCUGAUGAAGUCUUACAUUCAGCGGAUCAAGGAAGCCGCUAUUGCUGAUCGCAUUGUUCUCAUUGCACACGACAACCUGGUGCCUUUUUACGAGGUAUUGGGAUUCGAGAACCGUGGACCUAGUGAGUGCAAGUAUGGCGGCGGCGGUUGGUAUGAUAUGUCGCUGGAACUCAUGGAUGAGUGA